AUGUCGUACGUUGUUGGCGAUGAGGGCUGUGAAAUUGACCUGUCAAAGCUCAUCAGCUACACCAUGUCAUUUCAACCCUUGCAGCUGCUUUUUGAGGAUAUCAUUAAGCGGCUGAAGCAGUCAGAAACUGCAAAUGAGAGACAAGACAACGAACUGACCCUGCUGCGGAUGGAAAUGGACGAGUUGCGGAGGCGCGACGCCGAUCGUGAGGCGCAGUUACAGAACAUUCUGUCCCGGGCACCGGGAGCCCACCGGCAGCAACCACAAAAACCCGAAGGGGCGACGGUGGAGACGGUGGAAACUGAGGCAGAAGACUCUAAAUUGGAGCAAGCACCAGCGGAGUGGUUACCUCCAUACGAGGACAGAGGGCAAUCCGAUAACCUACAGCCACUUUGGGAUGAAAUCGAAUACCUAAAGAGGAUGGUGGGAAAUUUCUGCGAACCGAUGAAUAACGCCUCCAUUGAACAGCUUUACCACGCCAGGAGGAAAGUUUCCACGACGCAACAAUCACCUCUCAGUGGAACCGACGGCGAUUUCGUGACGAAGGAGAAACAAAAGGGAGGAGAUACUGAGGGUGUGGCGGUUGGUGAAGUUAUUCUGCAGCGCGCAAAUGAAGAGCUUCAACUUGAUGGGAUAUCCCCAAAAGAGGAAGAUCCAACUGGGGAGUCUAUGCAACCGGACAACCGCGCCGAGGAUGUGGUGCCCGACCAAUUGGGGCAGCAGGGUGAGUCCAGCCUCGCACAACCCUCCGGAAGGGUGACACGUCCAGUGUCAGGCCGUCGGAUGAGUCAGGGAAGGAGCUCAAUCAGUGGUGUGUCGUUCACGAGGGGGAUGUCCCCAGAGGAUUCCAACAAUCCCGAAUCACUUUUCGUGCGCGUACGUCAAGAUGAAGAGAGUAUAGGUCGCCUCAAUCGCGUCGUAGCGGAGAUAUUGAGUGAGUUGAAGGGACUGCAGAAGGAUGUUGACCUGAUGCGCACCGUCGGGCCUGGUGAUGGUCUUGAUGCCGUACAAUCUGCGCGCCUGGAGGGAGUGGAAGAAGAGCUGGAGGAACUUAAGAGACGCCUUAGUGCGCUUGAAGGGGGUGGCAUGCCAUACUUGGGUGACACCACGGACGAUGUUGCGAGGACUACGCCACACGAAGGUACUGAAAGCUCUUUCCGCAACAGCGGUGAUGGCGACGUUGGCGGUGUUGCGGAAGGUGACACCGCUCCGGAAGCUGCUGUUGAGGCCCGUCCCACUGGCAUUGUCACCGGUUCUGGUGGUGAUGUUGUAUCAUCUUCCUCUACCCAAAACAGACCGGCAAACACGGAGGUGAGGGAUUUGAGAGCUCGUCUCAAUAACCUUGAGGCGGCGUUCCGGCGCAUGAAUGACAAACUACUGAAAAUCACUCCCACUGACUCCCAGCCGAAGGCGAAGGAGACGUCCCCCAUCCCACCUCAGUCGGUAGGGGAGCCCGCGAGUGGCGUUGAAAAGGAGCUAGCAGAGUCCAAAGAAUUUGAGUCAGGAGUGGAUAAGGGAGACUUAGAGCAAGUGUGGGGGGCAAUUCGUAAGUUGCAAGGGGAAGCCAAGGGGCUCGGUAGGCUGUGCGCUACGUUAGAGAGGAAAAAACAAGACAAGGGCGCCGCUCAGGAGUCAUCUCCGGAGACUGGGGGAGGUGUGAGUGAUGAGGGACAAAUGAAGGCUGACAAAGAAUUGGGGUCCAAACAGGGACAGGAAUCAGGGGAUGGAAGUCCAGUAUUAGCCGACCUUAAGGGGGAUGAGGAAGUAAAGGAGCGUGUGAAGGACCUGUCCAAACGUCUAAAUCAGUUGCAAAACCGUUUGGUAAGUGUUGAAGGCAACGUACUUAACCUCGACGAUCGCAAGGCAGAUUACUCCGGGCUUCAGCGUUUGGCUGACGACGUUCGCGGUUUGCGACAGCUUUUGGAAAUGGAGAGCAGUAAGGGUGGCAGCGAGGGAGCCGCUGCCACAGCUCAGAAGCAGGAGGAACAAAUUCAAAAUGUACAGAAGGACCUAGUGGAGCAAAUGCAGAUGCUACAGGCCGUCAGGGACGGCACUAGCGGUGAACUAGACACUCUGCGUAAAUAUGUGGAGCAUAUUGACCGCUGCAAGGCGGAUGCGCAGCUUGUGGCCAACAAGGCUGAGCGCGAUUACGUUGAGAACGCACUGGAGAGGUUGAUGCGUGAGGUGGAGCAGGUUCUCAACACCACCAACGCAAGCCUCAUUGAUACACUUGACAAAUCUCUCAAUAUACUACGCGACAUGUUGGAUGGCAAGGCAGGCAAGGAAGAUCUUGUCAACAUGCAGCGCAUCUUGAGUGAGGAGCACGACGGCGGCGGUGUUGCUGAUGUUCUGAUGGGUUUUAGGGGCUUCCGCUGCCUUGGUUGCAACCGUCCUGUCGACAAGAUGCGGCCGCGGUCGUUGGGAAGCAGACUUCAACCAUUCGUAAAUCGCCUGCCGCAGAAUCUCCCACCUGAUCAAAUAAUGGGACACGUUCAGGAUGUUCCGCUUAUUUAUAAUACAAACAAAGAUGUUAAACCGAGUAGUGCAUAG
This is a messenger RNA of Trypanosoma brucei brucei TREU927, 2550 nucleotides long. RefSeq lists its product as hypothetical. Lineage: Eukaryota; Euglenozoa; Kinetoplastea; Trypanosomatida; Trypanosomatidae. The transcript has a single exon. The record is from RefSeq and is a predicted model, not a curated record. The coding region runs from base 1 to 2550 and encodes 849 amino acids.